This is a messenger RNA of Dromiciops gliroides (monito del monte), 4892 nucleotides long. RefSeq names its product unc-119 lipid binding chaperone B (gene UNC119B). Lineage: Eukaryota; Metazoa; Chordata; Mammalia; Microbiotheria; Microbiotheriidae. The record is from RefSeq and is a predicted model, not a curated record. The transcript is spliced from 5 exons. Gene Ontology annotation, biological process: lipoprotein transport; nervous system development; cilium assembly. Bases 21 to 824 code for a protein of 267 amino acids. Gene Ontology annotation, molecular function: lipid binding. Gene Ontology annotation, cellular component: cilium.
GCCAUCUUGGCGGCGGAGCGAUGAGCGGUUCGAACCCGAAGGCGGCGGCGGCGGCGGCUGCAGCGGGGCCGGGGCCCGGGGCCCUGGGGGGGACCAAGGACGAGAAGAAGAAGCCAGGGGGCGGCGUCCUGAACCGGCUCAAGGCCCGGCGCCAGCCGCCGUCCGCCGCCCACCACCAUUCCGCGGACGGCGGCGGCAGCGGCUCCGGGAGGCCCGAGGCCAGGCGGGUCCCGCCGGUCACGGAGCAGGAGCUGCUGGCGCUGGAGACCAUCCGGCCCGAGCACGUCCUGCGCCUCAGCCGCGUCACGGAGAAUUAUCUUUGCAAACCCGAGGACAACAUCUACAGUAUUGAUUUUACCCGAUUCAAAAUUCGUGAUCUGGAAACCGGGACAGUGCUCUUUGAGAUUGCCAAGCCUUCUGCUUCAGACCAAGAAGAGGAGGAGGAGGAGGAAAGUGGAGAAGUAGAUACCAGUGCGGGACGUUUUGUUCGAUAUCAGUUCACGCCCGCAUUUCUCCGACUUCGAACAGUUGGGGCUACGGUGGAGUUCACCGUAGGGGACAAGCCAGUGUCCAACUUCCGAAUGAUCGAACGGCACUAUUUUCGGGAGCGUUUGCUGAAAAACUUUGACUUUGAUUUUGGCUUCUGCAUCCCCAGUAGUAGGAACACCUGUGAACAUAUCUAUGAGUUUCCUCAGCUCUCCGAGGACGUCAUUCGCCUCAUGGUGGAGCACCCUUAUGAAACUCGCUCAGACAGCUUCUACUUUGUGGACAACAAGCUGAUCAUGCACAACAAGGCUGACUACGCUUACAAUGGGGGGCAGUAGCUGCAGGAAGGAUGGCGCGGUGCUGCUCCAGGUGUGCGGAGGGGACCAGGCCACAACGACUAUGACCACAGCCCGCAGCCCGGCGGAGCAGCACAGGGCCGGCCACUUCCUCUCCGCCUCGGGAAACGCUGGGCAGGGCUGCUCUGUCCUUCCCCAUGCUUCUUUUCCUCCCUUUCUUCUCGCUGUCCCUUAGACCUCAAAGGUACUCUUGUUGAAUAACGGGUUAGGUAAGGCCUCUUUAAGCCAGUUAAAGAAGAAAGUUUAUUUCCACUUGGUUUUAGCUGUGUCCACUUGUUUGUGCUUUUCAGCUGAGCCCUCUCCUAGAGAACUGCAUUCAAUGGGAGGCCUCUGGGGGGCUUCUGAGACAGUUAGCGGCGUCCCAUUGCUGUGGAAGCCUUCAGCUUGGGCCUUGGCCUCCGUUAUUCCUCCUCUCACGGUCUCAGUGCUUUGACCGGCAUGGUCUUCUCUGACUGAACUUGCCCUCAUCCCAGCCCAAGGGAGCUUGGGGAGAGGGGAACAGGAGGGCUGGGUAAGGCAGGGCUUUGGCCUGGGAGUGGGGGGUCAUGAGACCAGAUACAAGAGUUAAUUUCUGGGAGGAGCCUGGCUUUCUGUUUGGUUCUCAGGACCCUCGGUCAGGCUUGGCAUCUGCCCCUCGAGUCAGACUGAGGGCUCAGCCUCUCCACAGGGAAAUUCCCAGGCAGGCCUUCUCUCUUCAUCCUGGCAGUGCCUUCCUGUCCUCAUUUUGGGGGAGCUUUAAAACCCGUGGCCAAUUUGGCGUCUGCCGCCUUAUGUGCUCAUUUCAUCUCAUUAGAUAGAAGGUGUGAAUUUUAGUUUACUCUGAGGCUGGAGCAGCCUAUUGCUACCCAGUCCAUUACCCCACUCUAUUCUUUUGAACAAUUGUGAACUUCUCAAAGAGUUUUAAACUUUAAUAAUGGUGUUUCCAGUUUAUUUGAUCUGAGGCUAGACUGAAAAUAGUAUUAAUCCAGGUUCCCAGAAUCCGCUGUGGUCAUCAAGUGUGCUGUGCUUAAUGUGGCCUGGAGCAGUAGAGAAGGAAAGAGAGGACACUGACUGUCCAUGUGGCGUGACCUCUGAACUUAAGAAACUUCUCCACUUGAUUUUCCACUGAGGUUUCUGGAAACGUCCCUAGCUGUCAGACCAAAGCUAAAGUUGUGGCCCUUGUAACUACUGGACGAGAGAGAGAUUUGGGGGGAGGCUGGGACAGGUUGUAGCAGCCACUCAGAGAUGGCAGUAACAGACCUCGCACAUCUCCCUGGUACCUCAUUGAUCGGUUCCUCUCUUUAGCUGCAAACAGUUGGCUGGUAGUGUUUGGGUAGUUUUAUGGUGCUCGACCAAAACAUCGCGGACAUCCUCACAAGCAGGUUGUCGCUGCUGGUCACCAUUAGCGCUAGUCUAAAGCUUCUGGUGGGAGUCUCCAGAGGGGCCACCAGUGAAAGGCCUGAGAGAGCCACCAAGAUUGGGGCAAAGCAGUGCCCCUGAUACGGGCGAGAGGGCGCUCCUGGAAAGGCAGGGCUGCUGGUUUGCCAGAGCCCCUCUGCUCUUUGGCUGGUUACCAGGAUGGCUCCUCAAGCCUGGGUGAUGGGAAUGGGUCAAGACUGUCUUUCCCGGGGCUGCCUGUGCCCAUGCCCUGUGCCUUGACAACAUUCCCUGUCCCAAAGGCUCCUUUGGCUGGAGGUGGGGCUCAAGAGCUGAGUGAGGGAAGGGGCCAUCUACCUGAUGACAGCUGAGCAGAAAUCCUGGUGCCUUACCUGUGGCUUUGCCCCAGUACUGCUGGGGAAGCAUUCUUGCUGUGGUUUCCUCUCCUUUUUCUCAUGGGCAGAUGCUACUUCUGCCUUAUGACCUUUGGUUUUCCAUUUUAACUCUGCUGAUGGGCUGGUCUCUUCUCCCCGCAGCGGUGUGCCCACUCGGGUGGUCUUUGGGAGCUAUGCACAUCACCACUCGUACCACUCACUGUCCUUCAGCCGUAUAGUGUGUCCCUGGGUCUCUGUGCUCCGUUGAACUUGCCUGGGGGGACAGGCUGGGUUUUGUCUUAGUCACUGAUCUAUCCAUGUGUAGUGUUCACUUUCCCUGGGAACAGGAGGCCGGAGAGGACAGUUGUUUGAGGCUGUGACUUUGCUUUGUCUGGUACUCUGCCCUGUCCCCCUGUAACCUCUGCUGGACUUCCUUGAGACUCUGGCAACCAAGAGUCCAGUCUUCAGCCUGAAAGUGAAAUAGAAAGUCAUGCCCCAUUGAUAAGGAGCCAGUGUUGUUGGUGUCCGUUUUCUGGCUUGUGUCCUUAGGUUGUCAAGAAAUGCUAGCAGACUUGGGCACUGUGAGAGCCGACACGAGGGUCAGUUUAGAAUCGGAGUCUGCGGCUGGGGUGAGAUGAGAUGAGGACAUCUCAAUUCCCUGUUAAGUAGCAGAGCCAGGUGCCAAGUUCCUAUGGUUUCCAGACUAGCACUUGGCCCUCUAGGUGGUAAGAAUGUAAAAGCAGAGACCUGUCAGGGGGGGCCCGUCCCCCGGAGGGCUAGUUCCUGAGACACAUGACAUCCUGGGAGACGUGCUGGGACCACUUGGUCAUGUGGACUCUGUCAUCUGUGUCCCUCGCUGUCCUUUCCCUCCUGUCCAUUGUAUUUCACCUUAGAGCAUUACAGCAGCCAGUCCUUUCCUACAGAGCCUCGGGGCUAAGAUACCCUUCUCCAAAGAAGAUCCUCAUUUGUUAAGAGAAACAUCUUAAAGGGUAAGUAGAGAACAGAUGAAGAUAGAUUUGGGCCAAAGGUGGGAGACUUACCCUCAACUCAUAGCUUGAAGCUAGUGACCUUUUGGAAAUAGUGCAGGGAUAUGUGCCUCCUGAGAGACACAGUCUCUCUGCCUUUGUUAUCGGAUGACAGACAGUGUUGGUGUUUUGGGACUUCUCAAGCAACCGCUGCUUGAGUCUUCAUAAAGGGGGAAGAGGUGGGUGGCACAUCUGUUAAGUGUUCACUGCAGGGCAUCUGAAUGGACAGUUUUUACUCGAUGAAGAAUACGUACAAGAGAUGUUCCUUUUCGAUACCCUGGCUGUGACUGGCUCCCUGGGGAGGUAGGUCACCCAGGAGCCUCAUAGGUAAUGUCCUCCUCUCUCUGGGGGUCAGCUGGCCCAGGCAUUGGGACAGGGUGCUCAGAAGGCCAGAGCCCACAUGUGCUCUCGCACUGGGCACCAAUGUUCCCAAGUGCAGAAAUUACCUCCUGGGAGUGUGAGCGCAGUGACCUGAGGCACUCCGUCGCUGCCGUCUCUGUGUUAAUUCAUUUCUUUGUACAAGAAGAAUCUGGUGGUUGAUGAAUUUUCCCUCUUGUUCUACAAAGGAUCAUGUAAAGUCAUUGAAGUUGUAAAAUUCUAUUUUUUCCAUGUAAAUCUAUUUUCACAGAAUGUAAGAAGCAUCAGUGACCUGUUCUGUACCUCUCCCUUUCUUCCCUGCUCUCUCCGAGACCUUUCUUCCAUUGUAAUGUCUCUGUGUCCAAAGUGAACAGGGUGACUUAUUUGUAUAAAAUGUUAUUUUGUCACAAUCGAUAGGAAUAAAAGGACAUUUUCACAGUAUGUGUCAGGAGGAGUUUCUCACUUUCCUGUGACCUCUUGGUUAAGGGGCUGAGGCAUGAUCUUUUCACCAGUGGUGAUCUAACAGUUCAUCAAUGAGGAUGGUUUGCUGUGUGGCUUUAUUUGUGUUCAUGUUUCUGGGAAGAGGCUUUUGGGGAAAGCUGUUGUUCAAAUGAACAUAGUGACGAUCAGAUUCUGCACGACUCUCAACUCUUCUUUAUUCACUAUGGGAGAAGCCAUCUUUGGAAGCUACCUCACCGCUCUACCCUUGCUCCAUGAUUGAGGGGGAAACACCAGUCUUGUGGCAAGAGGAUCCGGGUUUCAGUCCUGACUGCUGCCCUCUGGGCAGGCGGCUUAACAUCCUCCAGCUUCAGCACUCAUUUCAGCCCUACCUGGUCAGACCACAUCAGCAUCAGGCCCAGGGUUUUGUGCCAUAUCUCAAGGGAGAACAUUGACUACUGCCCUGAGGGUCAAUGGGACCAUGAGUGUACUUGGAGACC